This is a messenger RNA of Guillardia theta CCMP2712, 405 nucleotides long. RefSeq lists its product as hypothetical. The record is from RefSeq and is a predicted model, not a curated record. Lineage: Eukaryota; Cryptophyceae; Pyrenomonadales; Geminigeraceae. Bases 1 to 405 code for a protein of 134 amino acids. The transcript has a single exon.
AUGUGCAUCAACACCUUCGCCAUCGACCGCGCCGUCUUCAUCCAGACCGCCGCCGCACAUGCAUCAACGCCCCUCGACUUGUGCUCCCCCUCCCUUUCCGACAGCCAGACCCCGGACGAGACCCCGUCCCCUGACGUCUCAGCAUCGCCCGGCGCAGAGGACGCGAGCGAGCAGCCCAUCAGCAGCGACGCGACCAAGGGGCUCGAGGCAGGAAACUUGGAGGAGAAGUACGGGAAGCUGUCGUGGACGAAGCGGAGGCAGCUGAGGGCGCUGGAGCACUCGAUAGGGUACAUCGAGAGGCUACAGAGAGAGGCAGGGGGGAGCGUGGACGGGAGGAGGCUGCCCGGCCUUCAGGUGCUUCGCUUUUGCGAAAGUUCGAGCUGUUCAACGAUUAGGACUCUAUAG